CCCGCUGCAUGUGGGCACUGCGGGCCGCCGUCCGCCCGCUGCUCCCGCGCACCCGCGCGUGCCGCGGCCUCCCUACCCCUAGGGCCGCGCCGCCGCAGCCCCGCCACUCACGCGCGCUCGCCGCCUUCCGGCCAUGGGGCCCAGGGGGGUCCGGGAGCGAGAGAUGGGGCUCGAGGACAGAGGCCCCGAAAUGCCCCGCGGGAGAGGACGAGGGGGAUCCCGAAGGUGCGGAGGAAGAGGAGGAAGAGCUGCUGAGGAGAGACCCUCUGUUGCCUUCAGGGACCCAGCGCGUGUGCUUAGUGCACCCCGACGUCAAGAGGGGAGCGGGGAAGCCGCAGCUGACUAGAGCUGAGUGGCAGGUGGCGGAGGCGGCGGCAUUGGUGCGCUCGCUGGAUGGCUGGUCUGUGGUGCUGACCCUGGUUGUGCCCACCAAGACCCCUGAGCGGAAGCUCGUCUUUGGCAGAGGGAACUUGGAGCGCCUUACAGAGACAAUCAGGGGCGCUGCUGACAUCACCUGCGUGUUCCUGAACCUGGAGCGGAUGGCUGCGCCUACCAAGAAAGAGCUAGAAGCCGCCUGGGGCGUCCAGGUGUUCGACCGAUUCACCAUUGUGCUACACAUUUUCCGUGCCCAUGCCCGCACCCGUGAGGCCCGGCUUCAGGUGGCGCUGGCGGAGCUCCCGCUGCUCAGGUCCGGCCUGAAAAGUGACAUCGCUCAAUGGGACCGCCAGAGAGGGGGCUCCCGCUAUAUCCUGGGAUCAGGUGAGUCCGCCCGGCAGAUGCGGCAGCGAGAACUUCGGGAGAAGGAGGCUGGGAUCAGGAAGGCCCUGGAGCGGCUGCGGAGGAAGAGGCAGCUCCUGCGGCAGCAGCGGGCUCGGCGGGAGCUUCCUGUGGUCUCCGUGGUGGGCUACACGAACUGUGGCAAAACCACCCUGAUCCGGGCCCUGACGGGUGACCCAGCCAUGCAGCCGCAGGACCGGCUCUUCGCCACGCUGGAUGUCACAGUCCACGCUGGAUGGCUGCCCUCGCACCUGCCCGUGCUCUACGUGGACACCGUGGGCUUCCUGUCCCAGCUGCCCCACGGCCUGCUCGAGUCCUUCAAGGCCACCCUGGAGGAUGUGGCCCACUCCGAUCUCAUUGUGCAUGUGAGAGAUGUCAGCCACCCUGAGACGGAGCUGCAGAAAGCCAGUGUCCUGUCAGCCCUGCAGGGCCUGCACCUGCCGAGCUCACUGCUGGACUCCAUGCUGGAGGUGCACAACAAGGUGGACCUGGUGCCAGGGUACAGCCCCUCAGGGCCCAGUGCCAUGGCUGUGUCUGCACUCCUCGGGCAUGGGCUGGAGGAGCUGAAGGCCAGACUGGAAGCAGCCAUUUUGCGAGCCACGGGGAGACACGUGGUCACACUCCGCGUCGGAUUGCAGGGAGCCCAGCUCAGCUGGCUGCACUGUGAAGCCACCGUGCAGCAGGUGCACGUGGUCCCAGGGGCACAGGCAGCGGAUGUUGACGUGAUCAUCAGCGACUCUGCACACCGCAGGUUCCGGAAGUUGUUUCCAGAGUGAUGGCACCAGGUGCAGCCGUUCCAGAACAUAUUUUGCUGUGGGGGCGGGAGGAUGGGGCCAGAGCGCAUGUGGUCGUCACUCGGGUGGCUUCUAUGUCCUACCCCUCUACCUCCGCUAACCUUGCAGAUCUGCGCACCCCCACUACAUACAUGUCUGUGACAAGCUAUUAAAGGUACAGUUGUGGCU
Messenger RNA from Lepus europaeus (European hare), 1739 nucleotides. It is a transcript of the gene GTPBP6, whose product is annotated as GTP binding protein 6 (putative). Gene Ontology annotation, molecular function: ribosome binding; GTP binding. The transcript is spliced from 10 exons. Gene Ontology annotation, cellular component: cytoplasm. The coding region runs from base 9 to 1553 and encodes 514 amino acids. Lineage: Eukaryota; Metazoa; Chordata; Mammalia; Lagomorpha; Leporidae. The record is from RefSeq and is a predicted model, not a curated record.